GAGGGAGGGAUCUUAUCUUAUUCUAAUUUUAGCUGGUUUUAGGAUAUCUUAUUUGUUCAUUAAAGUGAAAAAACCUUCGAGAUGCAGCACGAUGAGGUUAUUUGGCAAGUCAUCAGACACAAUCACUGCAGUUUCAUGGCAAAACUCACAACGGGGAACUUCUGUCGCAACCCGUAUAACGUGACUGGUAUUUGCAAUCGAAGCUCUUGCCCACUUGCCAACAGUCGAUACGCCACCAUCCGAGACCAUGAUGGGAUUUUUUAUUUGUAUAUGAAAACUAUAGAAAGGGCUCAUAAGCCUAAUGAUUUAUGGGAAAGAGUAAAGUUGCCCAGAAAUUAUGAGAAGGCACUUGAAAUCAUUGACAAGCAUCUGGUAUAUUGGCCUAAGUUUCUGGUACACAAAACAAAACAGCGUCUCACCAAAAUGACUCAAAUGCGGAUACGCAUGAGGAAGCUUGCAUUGAAAACGAGGGAAAAGAUCAUGACAACACCGAGAAAAGAGAAAAAGAGAGAGUCUAGGCGAGAAGAAAAAGCUGAAAAGGCUGCGGUUUUGGAUAAGAGUAUUGAGAAAGAGUUGUUAGAGCGUCUUAAGAAGGGAGUUUAUGGUGACAUAUACAAUUAUCCUGUUAAAGAAUACAAUAAAGUUCUUGAUAUGGAAGGACUACAGGCUGCUAGUGACGAAGAAGAGGAGAUGGAACCAGAAAUAGAAUAUGUUGAAGGCUAUGAUGAACUUGAGGAGGAAGAAGAUAUGGAAGAUUUUGGUGGUCCUGUGAUUGAUGAGUCUCUCAAGGCUGAUGGCUAUGGUGGCAUGGAUGAAGAUGAUGAAGAUGAUGAAGAUAUGGAUACAAUUCAUCGAAAAAGAAGAGGCUUGGGUUCAGCGAAGCUUGAGAAAGAUGAAAUGGGUAGAAAAUUGAAAAAGAAGGCUAGGGUACUUGUUGAGGUUGAGCAUGAAGAUACCAAUGAAAGACAGAAGGUGGUUCAGUGAGAAAACUUGUAUUGAGCUUGCAGAAUCAAGACCCCCUCCUUAAAACUCCUUUCGAAUACUGACCACUCCGGAGAAAAGGUGGGAUUUGAUCCCAAGACCUUGUGACAAUGGGGCCCAAGUCCUUCACAACUUUGCUAGCUCAUUUUCUAUUAAUUCAGUAUGCCCACUUGCUCUGCAUGGCCAAUGCUUAUCCUCCAUUGCCUACUGAACCAUGAGGAUGAAUUAGGCGCCCAAUUUUGGAUUUUGUAUGUGGAAAUAUUCAGGUACAUUGUCAAGCUAAUUAAAAAUUCAAAACAACAAUUUCCGAGAAACAUGUAGCAUUUUGAAGAAUUUUAGCUGGAAUUGAUAUUGU
Messenger RNA from Telopea speciosissima, 1336 nucleotides. Its product is annotated as protein MAK16 homolog A. Gene Ontology annotation, biological process: maturation of LSU-rRNA; maturation of 5.8S rRNA. The coding region runs from base 82 to 984 and encodes 300 amino acids. The record is from RefSeq and is a predicted model, not a curated record. Lineage: Eukaryota; Viridiplantae; Streptophyta; Magnoliopsida; Proteales; Proteaceae. Gene Ontology annotation, cellular component: preribosome, large subunit precursor; nucleolus. The transcript is spliced from 9 exons.